Haliotis rubra (blacklip abalone) is the source of this 1443-nucleotide messenger RNA. RefSeq names its product proteasome inhibitor PI31 subunit-like. Lineage: Eukaryota; Metazoa; Mollusca; Gastropoda; Lepetellida; Haliotidae. Gene Ontology annotation, biological process: proteasome-mediated ubiquitin-dependent protein catabolic process. The transcript has 7 exons. The record is from RefSeq and is a predicted model, not a curated record. Gene Ontology annotation, molecular function: endopeptidase inhibitor activity; proteasome binding. The coding region runs from base 96 to 914 and encodes 272 amino acids.
CCGGAAGUUUACAUCUGCAACUUGCCGAUUCAUGACGGAUGGAUUACUUGUAGAUUUCAUCAAACUGUUGUGAAACAUCACUUUAUUGGACAAAAAUGUCACGGGCAGGCCUCGAACUACUAUUUGACACUGUGUCGGAGCAGCUGACGUGCCCAGGGGAUGCUGUCAUAUGUGCCUUACACUGGAAUAUCGUUUCACAUGGGUUUAAAUGCACUGGAGUUGGAGAGGAUGGGCACCUGUCUAAAAAGACAGAGCGUCUACCCCCAGGAUGGAACAACUCCAAAGAGCUGUACACACUCAAGUAUAACCACACCAAAUCCAAUGAUGACUUUGUACUUAAAGUGGUGAAAAUCGAUGAAAGUCUCCUUGUGCAUUUCAUGAGACGGAGGGAUGAGAAAGUGUCCAGUAUGAAUGUCCGUCUGGCAACAUACACUAAUCAGGAUCUCACGGACAUAGAUACGGCCUUCAAGAAUUUAGAGGAGCUUGAAAAACACAUUGAAAAGGAAAUACUCACAGUUUUCCUGUCUGGCGCCAAGACAUCGACCUCAAAAGCAUCUGUAGCGAGGACGCAGAGUAAUCAAGGGAGAUCACCCUUGUUGGAAGAUGAUCCGUUGCGUGUUCCCAGUCGUAGGCAGCCUGUCCCUCCCGAUUGGAUGCCAUCCAGUGACCCAUUCGCUGUUGGACGAUCUGACCUUGACCCUUUAGCAGGUGGGAUGGGGGGAAUGCUCAUGGACCCUCGGAGAUCGGGUGUUCCUGGGUUUGCACCUGACCCUAAUGCUGGCCUACCAAGUAGACUUCCUCCGGGUGCAGUUCCGCCAGGAGCGAGAUUCGACCCAUUUGGACCCCCUGGAGCCAGACCUGGGCCUGAUCCUGACCACAUGAAACCUCCAGGCUAUGAUGAUAUGUUCAUGUGAACUGGCUAGUACCGAGUUAUGUUCCUGGCUCUGCUAAACCAUGUUAUCUGGAAAUGGCUGGAUCAUGUGACCAGCCUACUACUAGAUCAUGUGACCUUGCUACUACUGGAUCAUGUGACUUGCCUAGUACUGAAUCAUGUGACCAGCCUAGUACUGGAUCAUGUGACCUUGCUACUACUGGAUCAUGUGACUUGCCUAGUACUGAAUCAUGUGACCUGGCUAGUACUGGAUCAUGUGACCUUGCUACUACUGGAUCAUGUGACCAGCCUAGUACUGGAUCAUGUGACCAGCCUAGUACUGGAUCAUGUGACCUGGCUAGUACUGGAUCAUGUGACCUGGCUGUACAGGAUCAUGUGACCUACCUAGUACUGGAUCGUGUGACCAAAAGACUGUUACUAAGUGAUGUGACCUGGGAGUCAGACCACCAUGUCCUCAUGGUACUUGUUUUAACUUGUAUAUAUUGUAUGUUGUUGAGUACAUGUUCUUGGUUGGUUCUCUUUCUUGGGAAGUAAAGAGUUUUUUGUCAUCA